CUCUUUAGAGGAAGAGAAGAGAACUUCGAACGAAUGCGUGAGGAGAGAAAGUGUCACAUGUCCUCCUCAGGGUCUGCUCGAAUGGUAGCACAGGUCUAAAGAGCGGCCCGGGGUCGGAUCUUGGAUCUGCUCCGACACCUUCAGCAUCUUCUGUGAAGUUAAUGGAGUAGUAAAGAAGACAAGAUCCACUCUAAUGUCUGCUGGUGGUUCGGAGAUGGAUGACUUGACGGAGGAGACGACGAGGGCUGCGCCGCUAAGGCAGCCGAAGGAAGGUGGCACCAUAACUAGACAGCCAGCAACGAAACGCUACAGUGAGAUUUUACGGGACUUCGAUAACCUGGAGCUGUCCUUAGUGAGCAGCACGUCUGUCGAGGAACUCCUUGGAGACCCCGAUAUUCAGUCUCUUUCGGAAACAGGAGAUGCAACAUUGGAUGAUUUGUCUAAUGAAGAUGUGGAGAACACACUGGUCUGCCCGGAUGGAGAAGAAAAAGAUGGUGCCAUGUCAGCCCAGAAUGCCGAUACCGUCAUGUGUCGAUGCGAGGGUGGCGUGGAGCUCGCCUUACAAUAUGCCAAGAUGUGGUGCCGCUAUGCCAAGGAUCUCCUCACCUGGAUAGACAAGAGAAUCAGCCUGGAGCAAGAAUUUGCCAAAAAUAUCAUGAAAGCAGCAGAAACAACAAAGUCUUCUAUUGCCCAGCAGGACCUUAUGCCCCUGCAGACGAUUUAUAGCAUGGUUCUGGAGCAGGAUAUGAAGAGCAGUUCAACAGCCAAACACACCACUGAGCUUCUACAACAACGCUGUUACCAGGCAUUGUCUGCCAAAAGGAACGAGAUUGACAAAUGGCGUCGGGAGUUUAAAGACCAGUGGAGCAAGGAGCAGAAGAGAAUGAACGAUGCGGUUGCAGCACUGAAGCGAGCUCGGCAGCAGUACCUACAGCGCUGUGAGGAGCUAGAAAAAGCCAAAGCCAUGACCGCCAAAGGAGUCGACGAAUCCAGCGGCACUAAGACCCUGGACAAGAGGAGGAAGUCUCAAGAUGAUGCUCAGUCUAAGGUUUCAGAGGCUGAGUUGCUUUAUAAGCAGUGUGUGAGCGAUGCGAAGGCUCAUCAGGAUGACUUGGAGAGAGUAAAGGAGAUGAUCAUCACCCACACUCGCAAGCUGAUAUGCCAGGGAGACACCGUGCUCAAAGAGGUGACGGUGAACAUGUUCUUCUACCAGCGACAGCAGAUGGAGCCGAUCCCUUUAGGAUACUUUAACCUGGAGGUGACCUGCAGGCCGUGCGAGCCUGGAGAACCCUACCUGGACUAUAUCUCCAAGAAAUGUGGCCCUGAGCAACCCCUUCCAAUCUUCACCUUUCAGGAGUUUAUCCCCCUGAGCAAGAGAAAUCGUAAAGUGAGUAACGCCAUGCCACCGCUGCAGGACUCCGAUGACAUGAGGCGCUACAGUGAUGGAAGACGCAUCGGACACAGUGACAGCGACAGCAUUGGAGGAAGCCUGGAGUCUCUCUCUAGUCCAGCCCAUAAGCUGCCGAAAGCUCCUUCUACUGGAACCGUGUCGUCUGAUGACUUGGACGAGAGAGAACUGAGCGCUGAAGCUGAGAUCUCUGAUCCCCUAAAUGAGAGUAACGGGCCCUGCUCUAAAGUGCGCACCACAUCCCGAGCUGCUCUCACUCACCGCCUGAAAAAAACCAAGAGCAAGAUGCAAAAGUGCAAGCUUUGUGACAACUUCAUCCUGGUUAAUGGCAUAGAGUGUGAAGAGUGUGGGUUUAUUGUGCACAGGAAGUGUCUGGAUCUGUGUCAGACUGAGUGUGAGCGAAGGAUGGGGGUUCUCUUCGGGGUGGAGUUCUCCAUGUUGCCUAGAGAGCAGCCGCAGGACGUUCCCUUCAUCGUGCAGCGCUGCACUGAAGAGAUCGAGAGCCGAGCGCUCACAGUGCAGGGAGUUUAUCGAGUUAGCGGCUCCAAACCCAGAAUCCUGAAGCUCUGUUACACUUUUGAAACCCAAAAAGACCAGGUUGACCUUUCGGACAUCUCGCCCCAUGACAUCACUUCCGUUCUUAAGCACUUUUUUAAAGACCUUCCCGAGCCUUUAUUGACCUUUGACCUUUACAAUGAUUUCAUCAACCUUGGAAAAGACAUUCAGCGGCUCACAGAGAGAGACCAUUCGGCUGAGAUUGCUCAGAUGGAGGAAAGCAUAGUGAGCAAUCUGAAGCAGGUUCUAGCACGACUGCCCCCCUGUAAUUUCAGUACACUGCGAUACAUGAUGGCGCACCUGUACAGAAUAUCUGAGUGUGAAGAGAAUAAGAUGUCCCCCGGUAACCUGGGCAUCGUGUUCGGCCCCACUCUCCUGCGCCCACUUGUGUCAGGCGACGUGUCCAUGAUUGCCAUUUUGGAGAGCAGUUACCAGGCCAUGUUGGUGGAGUUCAUGAUCUCACACCAUGACCAAAUCUUUGGCCCUGCUCCGAGGACGUGCACACCUCAUCCACCUGUAGCCUCCAAAACAUCCGUGGGGACGGAGCCUGACACUGCUGACGAGUGUGGAGCCUCGACCAGAGAACGGCCGCGGUCUCUUGAGUCAUGGCUAUAAGGAACAUGGCAGCCAUUGCUUGGGCUCACUCUGAGUGUACACUUGUGGACCCAAUUAUGGCGUGAGAACCGUCAAUGAGGAACAUGGAAUUCUGGGAGGUUGUGCAUGCGACAGUUUCAGCUCUGCGGCACUAGGAACUAAAAAAAAAAAAAAAACUUCCAGCAGUGAAGACAUCUCUCAAUCCUAUGUAUCCUGAAUCAGACAUUGCUAUAAGGACAAAAAUGAUGGGGAGCACCUGGUUUAUAAGAGUGGUACAGGUUACAGGAAGUGACUUGAUGGAUUAGGAGACACAGGACCAGAACCUGAGAAAGCAGCUUGAGAAGAGGUCUGUUUUGUAGGAUACAAGACUUCAGGUGCGCUUAAAAAUCAAGGAUUAUUGUGGGCUAGUAGCUUCCUAAAUUGUACAGGAUAUCAGACUGAAAAACUGUGUAACAUUUAACCAUUUAAUAUGGUUUAACAUACAUAAACGCAUAAUAGUAAAUUUUUAACACAAUGCGGUUUGGUCAUCUUAAAUUAUUGUGCAUUUCAUUUCAUAUAGGACUCUGUGCUGAAAUAUUCUAGCUGUGUUUGCUUCUUUACAUAACUUUUGCAGAGAUUUGAUUUUAUACUGACUCUUUCCCUCAUCCUAAAAUUCUGUAUAAGGCAGGAAAUAAUUUUAGAACAGCAUGUAGACAUUUAAGGAUAAUUCUUCUGUUUUGUAUAUUUGAAUUGUGUUCUCUAUUGGAAC
Messenger RNA from Clarias gariepinus (North African catfish), 3305 nucleotides. RefSeq names its product GEM interacting protein (gene gmip). Lineage: Eukaryota; Metazoa; Chordata; Actinopteri; Siluriformes; Clariidae. Gene Ontology annotation, molecular function: GTPase activator activity. The record is from RefSeq and is a predicted model, not a curated record. Gene Ontology annotation, biological process: negative regulation of GTPase activity; signal transduction; activation of GTPase activity. The transcript has 20 exons. The coding region runs from base 194 to 2578 and encodes 794 amino acids. Gene Ontology annotation, cellular component: plasma membrane.